Messenger RNA from Tinamus guttatus (white-throated tinamou), 1569 nucleotides. It is a transcript of the gene BTD, whose product is annotated as biotinidase. Lineage: Eukaryota; Metazoa; Chordata; Aves; Tinamiformes; Tinamidae. The record is from RefSeq and is a predicted model, not a curated record. Gene Ontology annotation, biological process: biotin metabolic process. Gene Ontology annotation, molecular function: hydrolase activity, acting on carbon-nitrogen (but not peptide) bonds, in linear amides.
AUGGAGCCGUGCUGGAAGCUGGCGCUCUGCUUUGUGGGCCUUGGCGUUGCCUCCGGAGGAGCGGGGCGGGAGGGCCGCUACAUUGCGGCCGUGUACGAGCACGAGUCCGUGCUGAGCCCUAACCCCGCCGCUCUCGUUGACCGACGGGCUGCGCUGGCGCUAAUGGCCAGAAACCUGGACAUCUAUGAGCAGCAAGUAGUGGCGGCUGCAGGACAGGGGGCCCAGAUCAUUGUUUUUCCUGAAGAUGGAAUCCAUGGCUUCAACUUCACCAGAAGAUCUAUUUACCCUUAUUUAGAUCUUUUUCUGCCUGCGCACUCUGUGGAGUGGAAUCCAUGCAGAGCGCCGCGCUUGUUCAAUGACACAGAGGUCCUUCAGCGGCUAAGCUGCAUGGCCUUGAAAAACAAAAUAUUCCUAGUAGCAAACUUGGGAACCAAGCAGGCCUGUGAGCAUGUGGAUCCCCACUGCCCCUCGGACGGGAGGUACCAGUUCAACACCAACGUGGUGUUCGACGCUGACGGAGCGCUGGUAGCUACGUAUCGCAAGCACAACUUGUAUUUUGAAGAUGCUUUUGAUUCCCCUCCAGAGGCUGAUUACGUGCUCUUCGAUACCCCUUUUGCUGGCAAGUUUGGCAUCUUCACUUGCUUUGAUAUUCUUUUCUUUGAGCCUGCGGUGAACCUUGUCAGGCAAUACAACGUGAAACAAGUUGUCUAUCCCACUGCCUGGAUGAACCAGCUGCCGCUGCUGUCUGCUGUAGAAUUCCAGCAAGCUUUCGCAACCGCUUUCAACAUCAAUGUUCUAGCAGCUAACAUCCAUCACCCGGCCUUGGGCAUGACGGGCAGUGGCAUCUAUACUCCAGUCAAAUCCUUCAUCUACCACAACAUGCAAAGCUCUGGUGGCAAACUCAUAGUAGCAGAAAUCCCUGUCAUUACCCCAGAUCACAAAACCAGUUUGGAGAGUAACAAAAUACUUGGAGAGAAUUUAUAUCACUCAUACUCAAUGUUUACAAGCGCCUCGAUGGAUGAUCAAGUUUGCUACAAGGAGGGACAAGAAGUCCCCUGCAGGGUAUCACAAAGUGAAGAGUCACUGCCCCCAUUUUAUGCAGAAAUGAUGUACGACAAUUUUACUUUCGUUCCUGUACAGGAAGACAAAGGAGAGCUCAAGGUCUGUGCCAACACGCUCUGUUGUUACUUGCGUUACCAGCGAGCUGCUUCAACCCACGAGCUUUACGCCCUGGGCGCCUUUGAUGGGCUCCACACCGUGCACGGCACCUACUACGUGCAGGCCUGCGCGCUCGUCAAGUGCGGCGGUCUGCGCUUCAGCUCCUGCGGCCAGGAGGUCACGGAUGCCACUGCUUCGAUAGAUUUCCAGCUCUGGGCAAACAUGAGCACUCCUUAUGUCUUUCCUUUACUGCUCACCUCCGGCGUUACCUUGGAAUUUGCUGACCGCAUGGGCUGGAAAAAUGACCACUAUUUCAUAAGCAAAAAUGGGACAUCCUCUGGCCUACUGACAGCUGCUUUAUAUGGACGCUGGUAUGAGAAGGACUAGUCGCACAGGUAUGUGACUGAUGCA